This is a messenger RNA of Penicillium manginii, 1830 nucleotides long. RefSeq lists its product as uncharacterized. Gene Ontology annotation, cellular component: ribonucleoprotein complex; cytosol; nucleus. The coding region runs from base 1 to 1830 and encodes 609 amino acids. The record is from RefSeq and is a predicted model, not a curated record. Lineage: Eukaryota; Fungi; Ascomycota; Eurotiomycetes; Eurotiales; Aspergillaceae. Gene Ontology annotation, molecular function: mRNA 3'-UTR binding; poly(U) RNA binding; poly(A) binding. The transcript is spliced from 5 exons.
AUGCAUAAUCAGAGCUCUCAGAAUACCAGCUCUUCGAGUUCUGGCCCGUCCAUCAGUGGACAGGCGAGCCAGGUCUACCAGGAUGUGCGCUCUCCUUACCCGCCCGUCUACAACCAAGCCACCAAGACUCCCAUUCGUGAUGGGAACUCAUCCGGUCCGGCAAUUUACAACGGCUCAAACAUGCAAAGCCAGCGUAGCAAGUUUGCUUCCAAGUCUGCUGCUCCCCUUGCAGUGAGCUCUCCCCUCGCAGUGAACUCUAACCUAGACUGGUCGGCCGCAAACCGUGCCGCUUACAACGGUCCGCUGGUUAUUGUGCCCCCCUUGAACCCUCCGAACUAUUUCGGUGGCUACUCACAGAUGCCCUCAUUUGUGACCAGUCCCAUCACUGGACAGGCUGAUCAAGUGAGCCAGUUUCCUUAUGUGCAGACAAACCUGUACCAGAGUCUUGGUUCGAUGAUCCCCGGUCCCUACUCCUUCCCAUACGUGGUGAACUAUGACUCGCAGGACAACAAACAAAGUGUCUGGAGCCAAAUCGAUCAGAAGGGAGCCCAGAAUGAAAACGCUGGCUUCAACCAGUACUAUCCGACACCCUAUGUGUCUACUCUGGACGGUGCCUCAUUCUCCGGCUAUUCCUAUGCAAACAUGCUUCCACAGGUUGGUCCCCUCUCAGUGCCAUUCCAAAUGAUGAAGACCACCAAUGGAUACGUUGUCCAGGACCUGGACAUCAUCACUCAACAGGACCCUGCCAUUCCUCGUGCUGUCCCAGCUAUGUGGACCAAUCCCUCCGAGUUGACUCUUGCCAAGUGCCUGGAGAACCGUGAAGGAAUCACCAACGUCUACAUCCGAGGCUUCCUCCCGGAGACUACCGACGACAUGCUUUAUGCGUACGCGGUUCGGUUCGGUAAGAUCGAGCGCUGCAAGGCCAUCGUCGACCUGGACACUGGUCUUUGCAAAGGAUUCGGCUUCGUGCAGUAUUACAGUUUCGAAUCCUGUGAGAACUGCAUCCGGGGCUUCUUCUAUCUGGGCUACCAAGCCAGUUUCGCUCAGAAGUCCCGGAAUUCGCGCCUGAAGGACCUCGAAGACAGAGCGUCUACUAACAUCUAUUGCACCAACAUUCCUAUCGACUGGACUGAAGCAGACCUUCGCCGCCACUUCGAGCCCUACCGCGUGGUCUCCGAGAAGAUCAGUCGCGAUGACAAGACCGGUGUGAGCAAGGAAGUUGGCUUCGCACGAUUCGAGAGCCGUGAAAUUGCGGAGCGAGUUCUGGGCGAGUUCCACAACAACACAGUGACGGAGAACAAUGUAAAGCUGUUGCUGCGAUUCGCGGAUACCAAGGCUCAGAAAAUGCUGAAGCAACAAAGCAAUGAACGUCGUGCAUACCGCGCCGGGGAGUAUAAUUACUCCGUUGAGGUUGUGCAAAAUACCCCCUCGCCCUCUAUGCAGCGCAUUCAGCAAGUUGGUCCCCUCCUGACGCCCAACUCUCAGAAGAGUAUGGUUUCACCUACUGGUCCUGAGAGCUGGACUCCUGCAACGACUGUCUCCCCUACUUUUGCCAUGAUUGGAGACUCGAACAGUGCUCGCAACAAUUCAAUUUCCUCUCGUUCCCUCAAUGCUCUCGAAAGUACCCCUGUGGAUCGUCGCCGACACUUCGCAAACCGUCGGUCUAUGACCGAUAUCUCCGCUGGGUCUUCCAAGACCGUCGUUCCUGAGUCUCCUACUCUUGAGACUCGAUCAUACAUGUCUAGCCCUCAAAAGGAAAACAUCAAGGCUGGCAGUAUGUCUCCCUUUCCGUCCCGUCUGGAGACCAUGACACCCGCCUCGGUGGUGUAA